Messenger RNA from Klebsormidium nitens, 3917 nucleotides. The record is from the annotation of a GenBank genome assembly. Lineage: Eukaryota; Viridiplantae; Streptophyta; Klebsormidiophyceae; Klebsormidiales; Klebsormidiaceae.
GAUGUCAUGCACCUACACUUUACCGAGAUUACCGGCCUGAUGUCAGAAAUGACAUCAACAAUGGGGCCGAUUCAGGGCGAACGUAAACGAAGGUACUCUAUGCAGCAGGGAAGCUGAAUAUGGUGCUCCAAACGGAGUCUGAAAGGUUGCCAGUGAUUGCCAUGGUCGACCUUUCUUUAAAGUUUUGAAAUCGAGGGAUCUUUCCAGAUGCGUCGGUAAAUGAGGACAAUGGUGUUAUCCUGACCGCACUGAAGAUAUAUUAUUUGGUCCUCUAGAAUAAGAUCUACAAUGCCGAGCCACAUGUCAGCUUCUGCUAUCUCAGAUUUCAAAGCCACUCAGAAGAUCCAUCAGCGCACUGCGAUCUCUCGCUGUUUAACCCGACCCGCUUGCAUCACUCCACUACUACCACAUCGAAGCUCGGUUUCCCGUCUGCCAAAGCAGUUGCGCAAGCUCCGAAGCUCCCUGCGAUCCAUCACGCCAAGUUUGUCUCUUAUCAAUCAAAGCAACGCCGUCGCUAGCGCUACAGAAGAGAAGAGGCCAAUUGCAGCAAGAGCCCCUUUUUCAGACGGGGACCGAGAUCUAGGCGUAGGAAAAAGUUUGCCAGGGGUCCUAAGGGCGAGCCCGCGGAAAAGCCGGCGAGCCAAGCAGGGGCGAAUCCUCCUAUUGCAGUCCGCGCUUUACUCGAAACAAGUGAUUACGCGCACUUCGGGCCGGAACCUGGGCGUGGUGUGCCAGUUAUGGGUGGACACUGUGAAGUGGGAUGUUGUGGCCCUCAGUGUGAAGCCAAGCAUCCUGUUUGGGGAGGAAGACACCAUCCUACUGAGCAGCCUGAGACAGGUUGGCGACGUGUUGCUAGUUCAUGACGAGACAGCCGUCGAAGAGAACGUCAGCUUGGAACAGCUGGGCUAUUGCAACAUCGUUGGAAGCGAAGUUGUUUCCGAGAAUGGCGUCUAUCUUGGGAAGAUUCGGGACUUCAAGUUCGAUCCAGAGGACGGCGCCAUUGCGUCGCUCGUGUUUGACGGGUUGGGCCUUUCCAUUGUCCCGAGCACAGUAGUCAGUACAUACGAGAUGGGCAUUGCGGAGGUCCUCAGCGCGGGGCCGGACCGGAUCAUCGUCCGCGACAGCACUGCUUCCCGCGUCAAACGGCUCUCUAUGGGCAUCCUCGAAAAACUCUCUUUGGCUGAGCCCCCCUGGAAGCAGGACGACGUUCUCUACAGCACAUACGCUCCCCCCCCAGUACCCCGCCCGCAACGGCGACCUCCAAGCUACGAAACCGCUCCACGUGGUCGCCCCGAAACGUCUGGACGGGUCCCCAGCAAUAGUUACUCGCGCGCGCCCGCCUACGAUUACCCAAAAGCCUCCGGUGGAACCGAGCCGCGCGCUGCGCCCGCUUAUGUGGAGCUGAGGACGCCCGCUUAUGAGCCGCCCAGGACGCCCGCUUAUGAGCCGCCCAGGACGCCCGUUUAUGGGGUCCCUUCUGAGCGGCCCAGAGGGCGGGGGGAUACCUUAUAUCAAGACCCCCGGCGACAGAAUGAGCCCCAGUAUAGCGGAGACAGAGGAGCGCCCUAUUCUGGGAUGGCACAAUCCCAGCAAAGUUCGCCACAAGAGGUCUCGGAACGGGGGGGUCAAAUACAGGGUAGAUAUGGGGAGGGGGCCAGCACUUUUGGCAGGGAAGCAUCAUCAAGGGAAGAAACCACCGGUCAGAGGCCGGUAGAAAGGGAGUCUUCUCCGGGGCGCUUCAGGGGGGCAGCUUUUGGGGCUCGGGGGAAAGCUUUGAACAGAGUCUCCGAGGGGUCAAAUUCUGAAAGGGCGUCUGAUUGGAACGCCGCAGUGGAACGGUAUCCGGAACAACGGUGGGAAGUUCCGGAGCCGGUGUAUCUCGAAAGGGGGGUGGUCCAAGCGAGGGAAAGAGGAGGGGUGCCGGUGGCACGGCGGGGCGUUGAACGGACGAGAACUAGGGGUGCGGUGCAGUCUGGCGAGCCAGUUUUCGUCGAACGGGAUUCUAUUCGGGAGGACGUUUGGAAGGCUGACGAGCCAGUUGCAAACGGGGGCGCGCAAACAGCAGGACCUUUUUUUGAAGGCAGGUCUGUCAGGGGGCUCGGAGAUGCAGCUUUCGAAGGCCCCCGAAUUGGUGCAAGAAGCGACGAGAGUUCAGGGGGGUCAGCUCGGCCUGGCUACGGAGAAGAGUUGCGAGGAAGUCCGCCCGUCAGGGGGGCUGGGGAAGUACGUGGCAGCUUCGAAAGCGGAACUGGGUAUAAUGCAAGUGAGGCGAGCUUUUCGGAGGAGAAACGAAUGCCUGGUUCGCCGAGAAAUCGAGAACCGGAACCUCAGAGGAGGGUGAUGGAGGAAAGAUGGGCGUCGACUGGACGGCCUGGAAUUGUGGAGAACCGUUCCGGCGCUGGGAGCCCGGAAGGCGAACGGAACGAACGGAAUGACGGUCAAAGGGAAAGUGCGAUGAACAGCCGCUUGACUAAUGGAACCGCCUUCUCGGAACGGGCUGCGAGCGGCAUUCCGGCUUUGGGCAGCGGAACAGCGGAUCGACGUGUUGACGGAGUUGCAGCAAGUGUUGCGACAGAAGGAAGGGGCCGUUUCCAGCCGGAUGCGCCUCGGUACAGUCAACCGACAAGAACGGCUGGUAGGGUCGAGGGUCAGAGUGGGGACGGUUGGAGCGUUCCCCGGGCACCAACAAGCAGACCAGGUCUAGAAGGGGGGGUCCAAUUGUACGGCGCUAGUACUCCCUCCGACCGCUCUGUUUCUAGGAACGGUGUUGAGAAGUAUGCCGGUCGGGAGAAGCCGCCUGGUGCUUCCGGGCAGCCUUACACUUCUGUCAGUGAGGCGACUGCAAGCCCAAGCGGGCGGCGGCCGGGCUGGCAAGGGGAUACUCGGUCGGCGAAUCGCGCUUUGGGAGUUGGGCCGCCACAACGAGACUUGAAACUUGGAACGGCGGGAGAUUUGGACGCGACAGUUGCAGAGCGCUCAAAUCCGAAUGCAGUCCAGGAGCGAGCGGGGGAAAGACGGCCCGUUGAUGGGCGCGACGAGGAGGGUAACCGGGAGGCGCGUUGGCCAAGGGGCCCGGGAGAGGGUCUCAAGCAGUUCUUGAGAAGAGAUCCGAGCGGGACUGCUUCGGUGACGUCAGCACGUGUGACGCCAUCGGUGAACGCAACGGGGGUUGAAGAGGCGAACGGAGCAGCGAGGCCUUUUCGGGAGUGGGUCGACAGGAGUCCUCGCCCGUGACAAUGCGCUGGCGCUGGGUUUUGUGAUUACGUAUGCGUGUUGUGCUGUUAGUAGACUUCAAGGACUGUGAGCGUAGGAGGAUGCUACAGCCGUCAGCAUGUAGAUCAGCAAAGAUGUCUGCAUCGAGAAGAGACCGUUCUGGAACAGAGAUCACGAACACAAUGUGGCGGCAUUCACUGAAGUUGACCUGCCAAUGCUCUUGCCCGAAACAUUCACAAACAUCAGUUAGUUAUAGAAAGAAAAAUGGGUGAAACAGCUAUGACAAUUAGAAGAGCAUGGACGUCUCGCUGAAAGACUGCAUGCUCAAGCAUGUGAACUUUAAAGCGAGUCGUACCAGCAGGCCUGUUGUCACGGUAUACCAACGUCCAAUUCCACCGCGGUAUACGUUUGUCACAAAAUUCAUAUUCUAUACGUCACAUCCAGCCGCCCCAGAGAAUCUACCAAGGCGCGCUCCGGAGUGUCCGCAGAAUGGCACCAAUCCAAAGUCGACUAGGGGGACAAAUCAGGCCCCCUGUGGAUCCUUGCAAGUCCUUGACAAACCCUUUGAUGAGGUGGGCGCAGCAGCAAGGAUAGGAAAGCAUGUUAGGGCAGAGAAGGGGCUAGGUAUCCGACAUCCCCAACAAGGUGAGUGGCGCUGGAAGCAAGCUCUGACACCGCCAAAAAGAAAGGGGCACAGGAGUGGG